Messenger RNA from Pomacea canaliculata, 1640 nucleotides. RefSeq lists its product as uncharacterized. NCBI's taxonomy places the organism in Eukaryota, Metazoa, Mollusca, Gastropoda, Architaenioglossa, Ampullariidae. Bases 191 to 1315 code for a protein of 374 amino acids. The transcript is spliced from 5 exons. The record is from RefSeq and is a predicted model, not a curated record.
GGCAGCGUCUUAGAACUAAGCAUCAGCAAGGCUCCUCCCACUAUCACCUGCCACAUCGUAUAUAUAAACAUGAGUUUAUUUCUACUCCUCUGGUGUAACGCCUCCGGAAAGCAACAACUACUGCCGAAAGUACUUGUCGUACUAGAACUGUUUUCUGUAUGAGGUACAGAGACCACGACAAUAAAGCAUUAUGACUGUUCCGAGAAGAACCCGGAUGAACAGUCUUCUUCUCAUCUCCGCUGCUGUGGUAGUAGUUUGGGCUCUGGUGGUGUCUGCGGACCAAUACAAGAAGUGUCCGGAUGGCUUGAUGUACCACUACCCUGUGCUAACGGCCGUCCGCGGACAGUCUCGCCUGACAUGCGCAGUGCUCUGCUCCACGGACAUCCGCUGCAAGGCGGUCAACGUCUGUCCGGACCGCCUGAUGCCCUCGCGGGUCAUGUGCGACCUCCUGGCCAGCCAGAAUCCCGGCCGUUGUGAGAGCGGGCUAGAGACGGCAACUUUUCCUUCGUGUGCGUACCUGCACAAGGAACUCCCGUCACCAGAGGGAGCCACCACGACGCCAGGUGUGAAGUCUGUUGCCCUGAACGAGACCUGUGAAAACGGUGGCGUCUUCAACAUUUCCAUGAAUCGGUGUGCAUGCCCCGUUGAGUUUGCUGGCAACAAGUGUGAAAGGCGUAUCAGAGACUGCUCAGACGCGAUGGAAAAUGGAGGACGAACGAGUUUCUCUCCUGAUGGUGUCUAUCCCAUCCAGCCCAUAAAUGCGACGACUUCUUUCUUGGUCUGGUGCUACUUCGUAGCGAACGGCAUCACUUCCGUUCUCCAACGUCACAGCACAUUCACGUUCCCAGCAUUCAACUGGUCAGCGGCAAAGAGCUGGGUCGGCGACGACACUACACCCACUCAAAACUACUUCAUCGGUCUGCACAACCUUCACCUCUUGACCUCCCAGGCGACUUAUCACUUCAUCGUGAAGAUGCUGUACGACGAACCCGCGGGCGCCACUUUCGCGCAUCGUGACUACGCGUCGUUAAAUGUUGGGUCAGAGGGCACGUCGUACGAGUUGCACUACGUUCCGCUAGAAUGGAACGGGCAGGCAGGUAACGGUUUCAGCACGGUGCCACCCCUCCUCUUCUCCACCGCGGACAACGACAGCAACGCUUGCGUGGAGAGUCGUAAGCAUGCCGGGUGGUUUGGUGCGGACUGCAGCGGGUUCAGCCCUUUCGCCACUCCAAUGACCUGGCCUGUCAACGCUGUCAAAAUUCUAGAUUAUUUAGAAUUUUCUCUCAUGAAGAAUUCAUCUUAUGUCGAAAAUUAAUCUCCAAGUUUACAGGAUUAAAGAGUAAACCCUGAAUGAUAACCCCGUAGGUAAGUUUAAGAUUAGUGGAUCCUUCUACAAUGGCCGAAACGUUAGCAAACCGUGAAAAAUGAACGUUAACCCAGACGUACUUUUGCUAUUGUAGCAAACUAAUAAGCUCACCCUAGAAUUUAUCGCCACUUUACUCAUAGCUUUUUCAAACCAUGCUCGCCAUUUUUUUCUGAGAAUGUCUACGCCCCUCGUACGUGGCACUUUUUCCCCUCACUUUAAACAGUUUGUGCACAUGGUUUUUGAUGUUAGUCAAUCUUUGUAAACAUAUGUUGUU